Hydractinia symbiolongicarpus is the source of this 987-nucleotide messenger RNA. RefSeq lists its product as uncharacterized. The record is from RefSeq and is a predicted model, not a curated record. NCBI's taxonomy places the organism in Eukaryota, Metazoa, Cnidaria, Hydrozoa, Anthoathecata, Hydractiniidae. Gene Ontology annotation, biological process: DNA integration. Gene Ontology annotation, molecular function: nucleic acid binding. The coding region runs from base 1 to 987 and encodes 328 amino acids. The transcript has a single exon.
AUGCUAGAAAGCACUCUACCAGUUGCAAUCUCCAAGUCCGAUUUUAAAAUAUCUUCGAAAGAGGACAAACUACUUACUGAAUUGAAAGAUUGCAUCAUCACCGGUUCGUUCAAUGGCAAAUUCAAAAAAGCCGCUCCAUGGAAACCACACCUGUCCAUCAAAGAUGAUGUCGUCAUGUUCAAAGACCGAAUGGUCGUCCCUAAAAAGCUGCGUACCAGAGUUCUUCAAUUAGCACACCAGGGACACCAAGGUAUUGUUCGCACAAAACAACGACUUCACUCCAAAGUUUGGUGGCCAGGCAUGUCCAAGGAAGCUGAGGAAUUCGUUAACACAUGCCAUUCCUGUCAAGUCACUGAGCCCCUGACACCCCAUACACCAUUGGAGAUGACAACAAUGCCUCGAAAACCUUGGUUGCUGCUCGGAUGCGAUUUAUGCGGUCCAUUCCCGAAAGGCGAAAAUCUACUGGUAUGCAUCGACUAUUACAGCAGAUAUCCUGAGGUGGAAAUCCUACACAAAGUAGACACACACGCUAUUGCAAAGAAACUUAGGAAGAUGUUUUACCGCUACGGAUCCCCAGAAGAAAUUGUCACAGACAAUGGGCCACAGUUUAUAAGUGCAGGCUUCAAACGUCUGAUGACCGAGUUCAACAUCAAACACCAAAAAGUCGCUCCAUACCACCCACAAGCAAAUGACGAGGUGGAGCGUUUCAACCGGACACUAAAGAAAUGCAUACAAACCGCCGUAGCUGAUGGUAUCGAUUGGCAAAUCGCAUUGGAGAACUUUUUAUUGUCCUACCGUUCUACACCCCAUGCCACAACAGGUGUGGCGCCUGCCGAGCUUCUAUUCGGCCGUCCCAUCCGAGAUAAGAUCCCUACAAAUGAUACAUCACAUCCCGAUUCGACGAGAAGCGAGAUGCCGACCGCAAGGCAAAGAUCAAAUGCCAAGCUGAUAAGAAAAAUCGUGCCAAGCCACACAGCAUCAAAGUAG